AUGACCGAAUCCAACUCAAAGGCAGCAAAAGAAUUGACAGAAAUUGUAAGUUUAUUUUCUGUAUAGCUUUUUUCUUACGCAUAUGGUAACAUUGGUAUCUGAGAUAUGAUCGUUUGUGUUGUCUCUCCCACAGAUGGAAGCAACGAUGCAGAAUCUCCACAGUACAUUUCAAAGCAUGUCUGACCAGAUUGUUUCAAAAAAUAUCCUUUAUCACACGCUACGACUAGCAACUGUUUUAUUGAAUGACUCGCUGCUAUUGAACGGUAUCUAAUAGCUACCAGUUGAGAUUAUAGUACGUAGAAACCAUACAUAUUCAAGCAAGACCUAAUUUCAAAAUUGCAGCUAUUUUUUUAUCAGAUUUAAAAAGGCUUUAUAUGAAAAUCCUAAUCCAGUGAAUUUUAGAAUAAAAUAUAAAUUAAAUUUAUUUUCUCUUAAAAUAAAUGUUUUAUGUACAACCUAACUAGACACAGUGUAUAAUAAUAUAACUACAUAUAUUGCAAGACUGCCCUUAACCAACCCACUGGAUGACAUGGGAACUAGAAUUGAUGACCUGGAGAAGAAUGUUGCUGAUCUCAUGACCCAGGCUGGUAUGGAUGAGCAGCAGACUUCUAAGUGA
Messenger RNA from Coregonus sp. 'balchen', 616 nucleotides. The record is from the annotation of a GenBank genome assembly. Lineage: Eukaryota; Metazoa; Chordata; Actinopteri; Salmoniformes; Salmonidae.